AGUUCGUUCUCAUCUUCCUGGGAGUUCGUAGGUCCAGUCAGACAGCCAGGUGCAGCCGCCUCCUAUAGUAUCUCAUCAGCAAACAUGAGGAGACAACAUCAUCAUCAUCAUCGCCGGAACGAUCCCACGGGCAGAUCAUCUCCAGUCCAAAUUAUCUCGACGGGAGGUCAAGAUGGACCGAACGGAUCCUCUUCCUCUUCUCCACCAUUGACCAUUACAAUGUUAGGCGCUGGUCAAGAAGUGGGACGAUCAUGUUGUGUUCUGGAGCACAGGGGCAAAAAGAUUGUCUGUGAUGCGGGAUUACAUCCUGCUCAUCCCGGGAUGGGCAGUCUCCCGUUCAUCGAUGAACUGGAUUGGUCCACGGUCGAUGCGAUAUUGAUCACUCACUUCCAUGUCGAUCACGCUGCGGCACUCCCUUAUAUCAUGGAGAAGACGAAUUUCCGUGACGGACAUGGCAAGGUGUACAUGACUCACGCGACAAAGGCCAUCUACGGGCUGACCAUGAUGGAUACGGUUCGCAUCAAUGAUCAGCAGGAAGAUCAGUCUGGGAGGUUAUACGACGAAGCAGACGUUCAAGCCUCUUGGGAAUCUACCAUUGCAGUCGACUAUCACCAAGAUAUCGUGAUCUCUGGGGGAUUAAGGUUCACGCCCCAUCAUGCAGGCCACGUUCUCGGCGCUGCCAUGUUCUUGAUUGAAAUUGCCGGACUCAAGGUCCUCUACACGGGCGACUACUCCCGUGAAGAAGACAGGCAUUUGGUCAUUGCAGAGGUCCCGCCCGUCAAGCCUGACGUGAUGAUAUGCGAGAGCACGUUUGGCGUGCAUACGUUACCUGACAGAAAGGACAAGGAGGAACAGUUUACGACGCUUGUUGGUAACAUUGUCCGACGAGGAGGAAAAUGUCUCAUGCCGAUCCCUUCGUUCGGGAACGGACAAGAACUUGCGCUUCUCCUGGACGAGUACUGGUCAAAUCAUCCCGAACUCCAGAACAUCCCCGUGUACUUUGCCUCUGGUCUGUUCCAACGUGGGAUGCGAGUCUACAAGACCUAUGUACACACCAUGAACGCCAAUAUUAGAGCUCGAUUCGCAAGACGAGACAAUCCAUUCGAUUUCAAAUAUGUCAAGUGGUUGAAAGACCCAAGAAGGCUGGACGAUCAUCGUGGUCCUUGUGUCGUCAUGGCGUCCACUCAAUUCAUGAGUUUUGGACUGAGUCGAGGUUUGUUGGAGGAGUGGGCUCCGGACCCAAAGAAUGGAGUCAUCGUCACAGGUUACAGUAUAGAAGGGACCAUGGCGAGGACACUUCUUGGCGAGCCGGAGACCAUCGAGUCACUCAAAGGAGGGACCAUUCCUCGUCGAUUGACAGUCAAGGAAAUUUCAUUCGGUGCUCAUGUGGACUAUGCUCAGAACUCAAAAUUCAUUCAAGAGGUCGGUGCUCAACACGUCGUUCUGGUCCAUGGCGAGGCGUCUCAAAUGGGUAGACUGAGAGCAGCAUUGAGAGAUACGUACGCUACCAGGGGACAAGAAAUCAAUAUCCACACGCCGAGGAAUUGUGAACCUCUCACCUUGACUUUUCAAGCGGAGCGAAUGGUCAAGGCGAUCGGAUCCCUUGCCGAGACGCGGCCUGAACAUGGCAUGCCAGUCAAGGGGCUUCUCAUCUCCAAAGACUUUUCUUACACCCUUUUGGACCCCAAAGACCUGUACGACUUUACGGGGCUAUCGACCAGUACGAUCGUCCAGAAACAGAGCAUACCCAUCAGCGUCGAUUGGUCCGUGGUCAGAUGGCACCUGGAGGGAAUGUAUGGUGAAGUCGAGGAGGGCAUGGAUCCAUUUGGACGACAGAGCCUGACAAUCAUGAACGCUGUGACAUUAGCCUCGGUCUCUUCGACCGUUGCAGAGCUUUCUUGGUCCUCAUCCUCUGGAAACGAUAUGAUUGCGGAUUCUGCCCUCGCUAUCUUAUUGGGCAUAGACUCCAGUCCAGCCACAGUGAAACUCACCUCGAAUCCUCACCCUCAUGCCCACCACUCACAUGCUCACUCUCACGCAAACGGCCAUUCUCAUUCCGAUGGUGACAAACCAUACCUCACGUCGGAGUCCGAACAUCUCCUCUUAUUCCUCAAGUCACAUUUUGGCAAUGUUACUGUCCCGUCCGGAUCCGACGACGAGGAUGAUUUAUGGGUCAUGGAUGUCAAGGUGGAUAAUUCCACUGCCAGAGUGGACCUGAUCUCCAUGCGAGUCGAGAGUGAUAAUACCGAUCUCAAACGUCGAGUUGAGAGUGUCGUCGAAAUGGCCUUGACAACGAUCAAACCCCUCUCGCUGGCAUUCAUAGGACAGGGACUAGAUCAUGUUCAUUCCAUCGGUCAGACUGUCGCGUAACACCCUCUUUGCAUUUAAAGUGUUGUACAUUAUCUCUCAAUUCGUUUUAACUUUUCUGCAUGCAUUCGUGAAUGUGAGA
This is a messenger RNA of Kockovaella imperatae, 2449 nucleotides long. Its product is annotated as beta-lactamase-like protein. The record is from RefSeq and is a predicted model, not a curated record. The coding region runs from base 85 to 2370 and encodes 761 amino acids. Gene Ontology annotation, molecular function: RNA binding; 5'-3' exonuclease activity; RNA endonuclease activity. Lineage: Eukaryota; Fungi; Basidiomycota; Tremellomycetes; Tremellales; Cuniculitremaceae. The transcript is spliced from 9 exons. Gene Ontology annotation, cellular component: mRNA cleavage and polyadenylation specificity factor complex. Gene Ontology annotation, biological process: mRNA 3'-end processing by stem-loop binding and cleavage.